GUUCUGCCCGAGUCAGUCAGUUCUGCUCGGCCGGCGGUGGCACCACUACUGACUCGACGGCGCCGCUCUUGGCGCCGCUCGUCCCGAUGGCGCCGCGGCCCGUCUUCCUUGCCGCCCUGCUCUGCAUUUUGGCCUCUGCUGUCUACGCAAGCUGGGAAGAGUGGUGGACCUACGAUGGAAUUUCAGGCCCGGCGUUUUGGGGCCUCAUUAAUCCUCAAUGGAACUUGUGCAAUAAAGGCCGAAGGCAAUCACCUGUCAACGUGGAGCCCACGUCGUUACUCUACGACCCUCACUUAAGGUCGCUCCAUAUUGAUAAACACAAGAUAAGUGGCAUCUUAUGGAACACUGGCCAGUCGCUAGUGAUGCGGGUUGACAAGGACACGAAGCAUCACAUCAAUAUCACAGGUGGUCCACUAGCGUAUCGAUACCAAUUCGAGGAAAUCUACAUUCAUUAUGGAACAGAAAACCACCAAGGCUCUGAGCACAGGGUUCACGGAUACGCGUUUCCUGCUGAGUUGCAGCUCUAUGGCUACAAUUCUGAGUUGUAUCGCAAUAUGACUGAAGCACAGCACAGAGCACAAGGGGUUGUUGGAGUGUCUAUCAUGGUGCAGAUCGGCGACACGCCCAAUCCUGAGCUGCGAGUGAUCACGAGUUCGUUCAGCAAGCUGACCUACAGGGGCUCACACACGCCUAUCAAGCACCUGCAGCUGCGUAGCCUUUUGCCAGACACGGACCACUACAUGACCUACGAGGGCUCGACCACGCACCCUGGCUGCUGGGAAACGGCCGUCUGGGUCAUCCUAAACAAACCCAUCUACAUCACCAAACAAGAGUUGUAUGCGUUGCGCAAGUUGAUGCAGGGCCCCGAGGAGAGCCCCAAAGCACCCCUUGGCAACAAUGUGCGCCCCCUGCAGCCGCUGUACCAUCGCACUGUGCGAACCAACAUUGACUUCACUAAUAAACAGGGUAAAAACUGCCCCAGUAUGUACCGCGACAUGCAUUACAAAGCUAACGCGUGGCAGGUCAGUGAACAAGACACCUUCUAUCCUUCCUAGAGUGCGAACGUGAUUAUGUCACAAGGUUCAAGACUGUUGCAAAAAGGACAUAAAUCUCAAAUUUUGAUUGAAUCCAAUCAAUUAUUACAAUGAAUACAAAUAAAUAUGGAAAUAUACAGAAAUUAAUGGCUCUAUAUAAAUAUAGUUGGUGAAAAACUGCUGUGUAUAAUAAAUCGUAUAUAUUCGUGUUAUUCGAAACAUAGCCUGCAAGAGAAAUGAAAAUAUUCGUGUUAUAGAAGAGAGGACGAAUGUUUGUUUAAAAUGAAUAAUAAUAACACAUGUAACAACAGUAAUAUCGCAAAAUUUAUUUUUAAUUCUAUUUUUAUUUCCCGAAUAAUAAAACGACACCAACAUUAUUCACCUGAUAAUCAAAUCAUUCAAUUUCAUGUUAAACUUUAAAUAAUAAAUUGUUCCUUUUUGAUGUUUACGGUUGAAACGAUAAAAACUGUUAACAUACUAUGAAGGCUACGAUGUAAUCAAUCUGCUCAAAAUAGAUGAGCUUUGGGAACUUGGAAAUUUUGGUAGAGUAGCUGUGUAGUUUUGAAUGUUGGAAAAAAUAUGAGUGUCAUUUCAAAACUUUAGGACUGUUUUGGAAAAUAAAAUAGGUUCCCAUU
Molecule: messenger RNA, 1669 nt
Organism: Neocloeon triangulifer
Lineage: Eukaryota; Metazoa; Arthropoda; Insecta; Ephemeroptera; Baetidae
Gene: CARPA
Product: carbonic anhydrase-related protein 10
Exons: 9
Coding region: 87-1055 (322 amino acids)
Molecular function (GO): carbonate dehydratase activity; zinc ion binding
Source: RefSeq, a predicted model, not a curated record